AUGUGUGAACAGUUAAAUUCAAGGUAAAUUGCACGUUAAAGUUCAUGAAUCCAUCAGUAAAUCUUUACGUAAAUUUGACAUAGAAUAUUUCGCAAUUCAGAUUUAAUCUUUAUGAAACAAUAUUGCGUCUGCAUUAACCGAAUAAAUGAUCUAGCUGUAUAAUUCAUGUAAACCACAUUGAUCUUCGGCAAUGCGCUAAAUUUUACUUAGUUGGAUUUCCACGUUCGCAUGACAAUUCAAACAGUGGUUAAGAACGUGUGCACUGAACCGGCACGUCUGCAACUAUUUUCCUACAAAACUAGUGAAAACCAGUGAUCUAAACCCGAUGUAUUUAUUUUGCAAUUUUUCACACGGGAUAUUAUGUACGGAAGUUCGCAAUGCCUUUCGUACAGAUAUCACCGGGUACAACGAAUUGUCGCCGACAAUCCAAAUACUAGAUGAAGAUUCUUCCUCGCGUACUUACUCUGACAAUACCUCAAAUGUUGCAGUGCCCUCAUAUUUUGUAUGUCACAUAUCUACUUCCGUCCUGAUCUGUAAAAGUUCAUCCUGUGAAACUGGAAUUCUGAUGAAGAGUGUAGAGUUAAAUCCUCUUCAGAAAAGACUCAAAUAUGAUACGGAGAAAAGAGCAGGACACUUGAUAUCUACUACAGAAGACAGCUUGAAAUAUUUUGGAAAUUGUAACAGGCUCGCUUCUGUUACUGAACCGCAACAUCCUUUAUUCACUUACAAUUCACUUAUACGUGUAUACUUGAUUAUAUAAGGUAACUUAUUUUUAGAAUGCGAACGUACAAAUUUAUAUACGUAUGUACAUAUUCAUGUGCACAGGAAAGGUAUCCAUUAA
Messenger RNA from Heterotrigona itama, 841 nucleotides. Lineage: Eukaryota; Metazoa; Arthropoda; Insecta; Hymenoptera; Apidae. The record is from the annotation of a GenBank genome assembly.